This is a messenger RNA of Octopus bimaculoides (California two-spot octopus), 1394 nucleotides long. RefSeq lists its product as uncharacterized. NCBI's taxonomy places the organism in Eukaryota, Metazoa, Mollusca, Cephalopoda, Octopoda, Octopodidae. The record is from RefSeq and is a predicted model, not a curated record.
AGGAUAGGUUGAGUUGUUUUGGUUGUGUUAAGUACAAGUUUCGUUGUGCAAACAUAAACUGAAGAUAAGCAAAACUAAAGUCAAACUGGAAAGACAGUGGAACUUGAAUUACGGCUGACAAUGCUUGACAGAAUUAUUACAUGUUUGGUUUUAACUUUAGCUGUUACUGGUGCAGAGAACAAUGAGAGGGAACCAAGUAACAAAGUAUGGAAACCUUGUGACAAGAACACAACAGCAAACUGCAAUCACUUUGUAUCAAAAGGAAAUGCUGAUGGUAACAACCCUGGUUUACAAGGCCUCAACAAAUGUCCAGAUAAUUCCACCAAGCCAUCACAGUCAAAUUGUUUAAGAAAUGCUCCCAAACAAACAGCUAAAAACUCAAAAAUUAUCCUCAUUAGCUGUCUAAUUGGAGGCCUUUUUUUGAUAAUGGCUCUUAUCAUUGGAUUAAUAUGGAGGCGAUACCAGAUAUCAAAACAUGGAACUGUACAGCGGAGACAAAUGCACCCAUACAGUCAGCCAGAUGUGAGCAGUAUUUAUGUGAGCCCUAAUACUAUAGUCAACUGUCAGCUUUCACAAGAAAAUGAAGAGUCACACAUUUAUGAGAAAAUCACUACAAGCAUUUAUUAUGAUCCACAAGCUGCACUGAAAACCGUUGACAGCAAUGACAAACUAAUGUCUGGCCUCUAUGCUGAACCACAAACUACAAUGAAAACCAUUAACAGCAGUGACAAACUGUCUGACCUCUAUUGUGAACCACAGACUGUGAUGAAAAACAUCAACAGUAAUGACAAACUUACUUCUGGCCUUUAUUGGGAACCACAGCCACUAAAGGAUGUUGAUAAGGAAAACAGCACGCCUAUCUAUGUAAACAUCUUGUGAUUGUUUGUUUUCCUAAACAAUAUAUCUUAUCUGUAAUGUUCAGUAAUUUGUGAUAAAGUCAACACUAUAUCUUUGACAGAAAAUAAUGACUUCUAAGCAACAUCUUGUAGUCUCCAAUUUACAGGUGAGAGAAAGAAAGAAGACUGCUGAAAUUGGUCCCAGAUACUUGAAUUGAAACUCCUCCAUACUAGGAGGAUGACUGGAGUAGGAUUUGAACUGAAACUAUAGUAAUGUGAUUAAAUAUCACUAACCAUUUUGGUUGUCGCUUCACCACCUUCUUGCUGUAAAUUGGUAAAAAAAUAUUAAGACAAAAUGAAAGUAAUAAUUUUCUUUUAUUGUAAAAAUGUUUGAUGAAGGCAGAAAAUUACAAAGAAUGAAAAUGUUUACAGUGAGAUGGUGGGGUAAUGAAAAAUGAUAUUGAACCAACUCUAAGAAUUUAUGCAUGGAAUUAUAUAUAUGUAUAUAUAUAUGUAUAUAUAUAUGUAUAUAUAUAUGUAUAUAUAUAUGUAUGUAUA